AUGGCAAACCAAAACUCUAAUAAUCCAAACCUCAAUCAAAAUCAAUUCCAAUCCCGAGGAACCUUUCAUCCCGCCCAAAAUGUUCAACCUAUACCUCAAGAACGACCGGGUGGUAACAAUAACAAUGGACCACCCACACCACCUUCCCAAAACCAAAAUCCCAACAACAACCAAAGAACACCCCAACACCAAAACCUUCAUCGACAACAAUCCUUACCCCUAAACCUUGAUGACCGGAAUGUCAACUCCGAUCGUCGAGGCAACCGAGAUCGUGGCAAUCCCACGAACGAAGACCCAUUCUUCAACAUAGACGACUUGAGGAACGCCAUCCCCGAUGACGAACCUUAUAGUGUUCCCGGAUAUCAAUCGCGGGAGUAUGUGAGUGUUCAUACAGAAAAUUCGGAUGACGGGGGCUACUAUGAUGAUCGAGUUAAUCAUGACGAAGAUUGGGGGUACUUGAAUCGGGGUAAUAGCUACAAUGCGAGAAGGUAUGAAGAUGACGAAUUUGGCUACCAAAACGCCAAUUAUGUUGGGGAUGGUGAUUAUGGAUAUGGGAAUGGAAGAAAUGAUGGUUACGAGAACAACCGUCAACCACGAAACAAUUAUCAACGGAACCGGAACAAUGGUUUUUACAACAAUAACAACAAUGCUAACCAUAACCGGAUUCCCCGUUUCGUGGGAGGUGGCAAUCAAAGAGGUAAUCAAGGUAGAAAUCAAGGUGGGGAUAGGAGGGGUGAGCAAGGGACAACCGAAGACCGGUUGAUCAAGAAGUUAACAGUCCGCAUCGUCGUCAACAACCUCCAUGGGGAGUAA
This is a messenger RNA of Helianthus annuus (common sunflower), 813 nucleotides long. RefSeq names its product homeobox protein 2-like. The record is from RefSeq and is a predicted model, not a curated record. Bases 1 to 813 code for a protein of 270 amino acids. The transcript has a single exon. NCBI's taxonomy places the organism in Eukaryota, Viridiplantae, Streptophyta, Magnoliopsida, Asterales, Asteraceae.